Molecule: messenger RNA, 1263 nt
Organism: Limanda limanda (common dab)
Lineage: Eukaryota; Metazoa; Chordata; Actinopteri; Pleuronectiformes; Pleuronectidae
Gene: syt1a
Product: synaptotagmin Ia
Exons: 8
Coding region: 1-1263 (420 amino acids)
Biological process (GO): regulation of calcium ion-dependent exocytosis; calcium ion-regulated exocytosis of neurotransmitter; regulation of dopamine secretion
Cellular component (GO): dense core granule; synaptic vesicle membrane; axon
Molecular function (GO): phosphatidylserine binding; calcium ion binding; calcium-dependent phospholipid binding
Source: RefSeq, a predicted model, not a curated record
AUGGAUGAGAGUCGAAGGGAAGCGCUGGCGGCGGCGGCGCCCAUGGCCACCACCGCCUCCUCCUCCACAGCCGGCUCCAACACCACCGACAUGGCCGGCCCUGGCGAGAAGGACGAGGCCUUUUCCAAGCUGAAGGACAAGUUCAUGAACGAGCUGAACAAAAUCCCCUUGCCGUCAUGGGCCAUCGUCUCCAUCGCCUUCGUGGCGAUCAUCCUGGUGCUGGCGUGCUGCUGCUGCAUCUGCAAAAAAUGGAUAUUCAAGAAGAAGAACAAAAAGAAGGGCAAAGACAAGGGCAAGAACGCCAUAAACAUGAUGGACGUGAAGGAUGGAGCCCCAACCGAGGCCUUGAAGGAUGAGGAGGAUGCGGAGACAGGGCUGACCGAAACGGAGAAAGAGGCCACGCCCAAGGAGGACGAGAAACUGGGCAAAUUACAAUACUCCCUGGAUUACAAUUUCACGGAGAAUACGCUCAUGGUGGGGAUCAUCCAGGCGGCCGAGCUGCCCGCCAUGGACAUGGGCGGCACGUCCGACCCGUACGUGAAGGUCUACCUGCUGCCCGACAAGAAGAAGAAAUUUGAGACCAAGGUCCACAGGAAGACGCUCAAUCCUGUCUUCAACGAACAGUUCACCUUCAAGGUCCCGUACGUGGAGCUCGGGGGGAAAACGUUGAUAAUGACGGUGUACGACUUCGACCGCUUCUCCAAACACGACGCCAUCGGGGACAUCAAGGUGCCCAUGAACAAGGUGGACUUCAGCCACAUCACAGAGGAGUGGAGGGAUCUGAUAAGUGCUGAGAAGGAGGAGCAAGAGAAGCUGGGCGAUAUCUGCUUCUCCCUGCGGUACGUGCCCACCGCCGGCAAGCUGACGGUGGUCGUCCUCGAGGCCAAGAACCUGAAGAAAAUGGACGUGGGAGGCUUAUCAGAUCCAUACGUGAAGAUCCACCUGAUGCAAAACGGCAAGAGGCUGAAGAAGAAGAAGACGACAAUCAAGAAGAACACCCUGAACCCGUACUACAACGAGUCCUUCAGCUUCGAAGUCCCAUUCGAACAAAUCCAGAAAGUGCAAGUUGUUAUAACCGUCCUGGACUACGACAAGAUCGGCAAGAACGACGCCAUCGGCAAAGUGUUCGUGGGCCUGAACAGCUCGGGGACGGAGCUGCGCCACUGGUCCGACAUGCUGGCCAACCCCCGGAGACCCAUCGCCCAGUGGCACGUGCUGAAGGUCGAGGAGGAGGUGGACGCUCAGCUCUCCACCAAGAAAUAG